This is a messenger RNA of Dalotia coriaria, 650 nucleotides long. Its product is annotated as zinc finger protein 706-like. NCBI's taxonomy places the organism in Eukaryota, Metazoa, Arthropoda, Insecta, Coleoptera, Staphylinidae. The coding region runs from base 156 to 389 and encodes 77 amino acids. The transcript is spliced from 3 exons. The record is from RefSeq and is a predicted model, not a curated record.
AAAUGUGCGCGAAGCGCCGUACCAGUUUCCUUAUACGCUCGAAUUGUUCGUAUGGUGGCGCUCGUCGUUGCUUUCGCAACGAAGCGAUUUCGGAAAAAUAAAUCCAAAGGCCCUUAAAGUAUUCCUUCCAAGCGGGCAGCAGCCACAAGAAAAUAAUGGCGCGUGGACAACAAAAAUUACAAUCACAAGCUAAGGCAGCUGAGAAGUCUGCCAAGAUGAAGAAGCAGCAGGGGCACAGUGCAACUGACCAAAAGAAAGCUGCACAGAAAGCUCUUGUUCAUGUUUGUGCAGUGUGUAAGGCCCAAAUGCCUGAUCCAAAGACCUACAAACAACACUUUGAGAACAAGCAUCCCAAGAAUGACAUGCCUGAGGAGCUGAAGGAUGUAUAGCAGGCACUCCGGGCGCAUCGCCCAGCUGCAUAUUCACACAACCCAACACCAACAAGUACAUUUCCAUUCGUUAGCAACCGGCCCACAACACUGCAAUGUCGAAAGUCAUUCUCGUCGCACAUUUUGCUUGCAUCGAUUUUUUAUACGUGACCUACGCGCGACUUAAUUAAAUAAUUUAUUAUCAUGUGCGAUUCCCAGGCGUGGAAAAUAAGUUGAAAUCUUUUUUUGUAUCGAUUAAAAAUUACAAUUUUGUGGUGAGAA